AUGAGUGACUUUCAAGAUGAGGGUAUUGCCAUUGUUGGAAUGGGCAAGUCGUUCUCUUGUUCCUCUCUCUUGUUGUUCCCUUUGCUCUUCCGCUAUUCUAGAGCCCCCGUCUCACUUUCCACGCCUAGUGUCCAACUCCAACUAACACUUCUCUUUCCAUCAGCAUGUCGACUUCCCGGGGAUGUUCAAGACCCCCAAUCUUUCUGGGAUCUUUUGAUAAGCCAGAAGCUCGCCCGCGGCCCUUUCCCAGCUAACCGUUUCAACGCCGAUGCCUUCUACAAUCCCCAGAAGGGACGCCCGGGGAAUAUGCGGUACACGGAGGGUUAUUGCAUCUCCAAUAAACUGGAGGAUUUCGAUGGUGGGUUUUUUGGCAUGACUGCCUCGGAUAUUCUGUGCCUGGAUCCUCAGCAGCGUCAAUUGCUCGAGUGCUGCUUUGAAUGUCUUGAAUCCGGAGGCAUAACGCUCGAAGAUGUUUCCAGCACCAUGACUGGUGUUUAUGUGGGAAACUUUGCCAGUGACUAUGAGACACUUGCAUUCAAAGAACCUGAGAGGAUUGAAGGGUAUGGCCGUUCUGGGAAUGGGAAGGACGACAGUGAGCAACCUGUUACUAUGGACACAGCGUGUUCUUCGACGCUAUAUGCACUACACUUCGCGGUUCAAGCGCUCCGCAACGGUGAAAUUCCCGCGGCUUUUGUGGGUGGUGUCAACCUCAUACUCACUCUUGAGUAUCAUUUUGCUAUUGGUCAAAUCGGCGCUCUUUCCCCAACGGCGCAGUGUCAUGCAUUUGAUGCAUCCGCAGAUGGCUACUCCCGCGGAGAAGCUAUCAACGUUCUGUACCUGAAACGUGUGUCGGAUGCAAUUCGGGACGGCGAUCCUAUCCGUGGAGUUAUUCGAGGAUCCUCAUUAACUGCCAACGGCAAAAACAACGGAAUCACUCUCCCCAGUGCUCUUGCUCAAGAGCUGUCUAUCCGAAAGGCAUAUGAGCAUUCAGGGCCUCUUGACUAUAAUUCAGUUGGUUACGUGGAAUGCCACGGGACAGGAACUCCUGCAGGAGACCCGAUUGAGACAGUCGCCAUUGGUAAUGUGUUUGGAAGCCAUCGUGAGUGGCACGAGCCAUUAUACAUUGGGUCGACGAAGCCACAGGUAGGCCAUGGCGAAGCAUGCUCAGCAAUCACGAGUAUCAUGAAGGUAGUGUUAGCAAUGGAAAAUGGAAUUAUCCCUGGCACUAUCGGAGUCAAAAAGCUAAACCCGGCUUUGGAUCUCAAAGGAGGCGCUCUGGCCGUGGUCACCAAGAACAUUCCAUGGCCAGAAGGCAAGGCAAAACGUUCGUCAGUCAACUCCUCCGGAUAUGGCGGUGCCAACGGACAUGUUGUCAUCGACGGUGUUGAUGAGUAUUUCAAGAGCAUGGGUCUCUCUAACCCGUACAACAUGGCUCCGGAAUUCAACCCUUAUAGCACGAUUCUUCAGAAGAAGUUCCUGCUGCCGGUUAUGGGGCAUGAUGAGUACUCUAUGCAAAGGUUGCUGAAAAUUGUGACUUUGGUGUUCGGUAGUCAGACUCACGACUUCCAUGAGCUUCUGUAUACCAUGAUUGCUCGACGGACGCGAUUCUCUCACCGUGCCAUGAUCCCAGUGGAAAUCAGCGACAAAAAGGGAUUGACAAUCGGGGACCCAAUAACUGGUCGUACGAACAACAGCGUCCCGAUUGUAGCCUUUGUAUUCACGGGACAAGGUGCUCAAUGGGCAGAGAUGGGCCGUCAGUUGUUGGACUGUUACCCAUCAGUGCGAAAAACGUUCAAGAAUCUCAAUCUCGCACUUUCCCACUUGGAACAGCGACCAACAUGGACACUUGAAGAGAUUCUGCUAGAGCCUGCGGAGACUAGCAAGAUUGGUGAAGUUUCCUUCUCCCAGCCUAUCUGCACCGCCAUUCAGAUUUCCAUCGUCAAUCUGCUACGCGAAUGGGGGGUCAAACCAGAAGCUACCAUCGGCCAUUCAUCUGGUGAACUUGCCGCAGCCUAUGCAGCAAAACUAAUUACUGCAGAAGAUGCUAUAAUUGCUGCCUAUCUGAGAGGUGUGCAUGCGACGCUCACUCAAGCCCCAGGAACCAUGAUCGCCGUAGCACUUAGUGCGAGCGAGGCGGAGAAGAUCCUCGCUGAGAAUGAUAUAUCGCCAGAUGACGCCGUUAUCGCCUGCAUCAACUCGCCUGAGAGUGUCACUUUGAGUGGCAAGUCCGAGCCUAUGGAUGUUAUUCAUGGAAUUUUGAAACAACGUUCAAUCUUGUGCAAGAGAUUGCCUACUGGUGGGAAGGCUUACCAUUCUCCAAUCAUGAAAGAGGUUGGAUCAGACUACAGUGAAGCUAUUCUAGAGGCUACAGCUCGCUCUAGCAAUGGUGCCCUGGCACUUGGAAAUGGAGACGACAAGGGACAGAGACCCGUGAUGGUGUCGUCGGUGACUCUGGAGCAGCUUCAGCCAGGGGACAUUAAUGGAAGCUACUGGCAGAAGAAUUUGGAGAGUCCUGUUCUUUUUGAUCCCGCUAUGAAGCACCUUCUCAGUCUUCAAUUUGGCCCAGAGGAACGCCACGUUGACUGCCUCAUUGAAAUAGGGCCUCAUAGUGCGCUCAAAGGUCCUAUUCGCCAGAUUAUUGCUUCGGCUGAAGUUGAAAAUAUUUGGAAUGUGAGCCUGGGAAUUGCUCCCAAGGUGACAUAUGACCAGACCCUGGAGCGUGGACACGAUGCCGAAGAUGACAUGCUGCGACUUGCAACUAGCCUCUUUAUAAAGGGCUACCCACUCAAUCUACUUCAAGUCAAUGGCCAUACCACCUACCGUCCCUCCAAGAUCAUCCUUGAUCUUCCCAAGUACCCCUGGAACCACGAGACUCCGCAGCCAUUGAUCGUCAAUCGCUCUACUCAGGACUAUAAAUUUGCCACUCAUCCACGUCACGAUUUGAUUGGUAGUCGGCUACCAGGAGGAAACCGCAUGGAGCCUAUCUGGAGAAAUUACCUUCGCCUGGAUGAUGUACCCUGGAUCAAAGACCAUGUGAUUGGAAGCACCAUCAUCGUACCUGGUGCAGCAUAUCUUGCCAUGGCUGUUGAAGCAGCAGCCCAGUUUGCCGAAGAUACCAUGCUUGGCGGUCCACCAUUUGACUUCGAGGAUGCAAGGUUUCAUCUUCACACUGUGACGAUAAAAGCAGCGCUUGUUCUUCCAGCCAGUGGCACUGCCGAUAUCAUGAUUAACCUACGUCCCACUGAUGCCUCCGUAACGUCCAACAGAUUUGAGUUCAAAAUCUGCUCAGUGGCGGAUGAACGAUGGAUUGAGCACGCGCAAGGUAUUGUUGCAUUCGAAAUGACUCACGGAAAGAGGACAAACAAGAUCCCCUUCAACAAUGAGACCGAGGAACCCAUUUUUGAGCAGAAGUUUGGCAAAGAUACCUGGUAUGAGCGACUCAAGUACCGCGGCUUCGAUUUUGGCCCUCUGUUCCGCAUUAUCGAUGAGAUUGAAGUCCUGCCCCAUGCUUCCCGUGCUCGUGCAAAAGCGCCUAUACUCAAGACAGCCGAGAAAACUACGCUAUAUGAGUCUCGAUAUGCGAUCCACCCUUUGACUAUCGAUGCCGUACUCCAAGGGCGUGUAGCUUCCGUAUACACCAGCCGCGCAGACCAAGAGGCAGCCACCCAGAUCCCCGUUUUUAUUGAUGAGAUGACAAUUAGCCCAUCUUCAUGGGCGAGGAACCAGACAGGCACCAUCGACAGUGUUGCGUGGACUGAGGGUGCCCGCAGCGGCGGCUCCCACUCAACCCUGACUACAGAUAGCGGCUAUGAGAUUAUUUCGGCGCGCAAUGUCAAAUGGCGGCAAUUCGAGAACCAGGGAAGCCAGGAAAAAAUGAACAAGGAAGCCACACGUGAGCCAUAUUACCGCUUACAGUGGAAGCCAGACAUAGAUUUCCUGGACACGGAUGGGGCACACAGCCUGUACCACAGUGAUUUCCACUCGCGAGCUGGAGCAGCGUAUCUGGAUGAGGUCUACAAUAUUCGCACGCGACUGGAGACGGUGACAGUCCUGUACAUCUGUGGCGGCCUGGACAUGUUCCAUCAGGAUGACCUUCCCACAGAUCCAUCCUUAAAGUGGGUUCACGGGUUUUACAACUGGAUGUGCCACGUGAAGACCGAAGCGACAGCGGGACGCAUGCGUCUGUGUGAGAGAAACGCUACGAGUCUGAAUUUCCAGCAACGAGAACAGCGCAUCGCGCAGCUUCUCUUGGAGUUACCGGAGGACUUCCCCCAGCUCGAGUUCAACGCCAUAAUUUAUGACAACAUGGUUGACAUACUCACUGGCAGGGUGGCCGGCAUCGACUUGGCUGUAAAAGCAGAGAUACUGGCACGAGUGUAUGCGGACGGGUCAAUCCACGAUGCGGCACGCAAAAACCUAUCGUCGGUGGUGGAUAUACUGGCCCACAAGAAUCCCACGAUGCGUGUGUUGGAAGUUGGCGCCGGUACAGGCAGCUGCACUAGCAUUGCGCUAGAUGUGCUCAACAUCUACGAUCGUGAUAUGCCUGGCCAUCAUGCCAAACGCUAUCAUGACUACACCUUCACCGAUAUUUCACCGGCGUUUUUCGAGAAGGCCGAGGAAUUGUUCAGCGCGUAUCCUCCUAUGAAUUACAAAACAUUCGACUUGUCGGUAGAUGCCGCUGAGCAGGGCUUCGAACUUGGCGAGUACGACCUUAUCCUCGCUUCUAAUGUAAUGCACGCUCCAGGAAACACGGAUAAACUACUUCAGAACUGCAGUCGCCUACUCAAGCCAGGCGGCAAGCUUGUGAUGCUGGAAAUAACACAAACAGGCAGUCUUACCCCCGUUCAGUUUGCCUUCGGUACGCUGCCCAGUUUCUGGGAAUGUCUUGACGAUAAAGAUGCGGACCGGGUGCUGGGGCCCUUCCGUACUCUGCAGUCAUGGGAGCAACAGCUCAAAAUAUCAGGCUUCACGGGUUUAGACAUGGUUUUAACAGACUUUCCUGAGCCAUUGGCCCUGGAGAGUGUCAUGGUUGCCAGCAGCAUCAAAGAGCCUUUGAGCAGCAAUGGGAAAGGUAUUAGCCGUGUUGCUAUUAUCCAUUCAACAGCACAAUACGAGCUGGCCCGAGACAUCGAGGAUGAGAUUACGAUGCGCUGUAGCCUCCCCCAAAGUUCCAUCGCACACUGGUCCCUUGAAUCCAUGCCUUCAAUCGAACUGGUCGAUGAAGGUGAAGUCACAUAUAUUGUGCUUGAAGAGAUGCAGAACUCCGUGCUUGUGGACAUGCGGCCGGAGCAGUUUGACGGGUUAAAGAAACUCGUCUCGUCAGCGUCAAGUAUCCUGUGGGUUACUGGAGGCGACUUGACAGUUGGCAAAAACCCGAUACUAGCAAUGGCCCAUGGAAUCAACACCGUCCUUAUGAACGAAAACUCGACCCGAAACCUCAAAUUUGCGACUUUUGAUAUCGACUAUACAAGCGCAGUUCAGCCGUUUGAUCUCGCUAAGCCUAUUACAGAUGUCUGGACGACAGUUGCCACAGCCGCAAACAGAGCGACGUGUGAGACAGACUUCAUUCUCAAGGAUGGCGUCAUUUAUAUCAGUCGUGUCGUCCCCGAUAUGGAACUGAACGAGGAGUUCACUCUAGACACGGGAACAGGGAGAGACGAGCAAGAUUUCCCAGUUUUUGGUAAUGUCCAGCUGGCACUCGAAACUCCAGGUCUUUUGGAUACUGUGUAUUUCCGAGAGAGACCAACAUGUGACAUUGCCCUUGGGGUUGAUGAGGUUGAGAUUGAGGUGAAGGCUGUGGGAUUGAAUAUGAAGGACUAUGUCAUUGCAAUGGGUAACUUUGAAAGUGUCACGUCAAGCAACGAGGGCACUGGGAUUAUUUCUAGGGUUGGAGAGAACGUCACUCACCUCCAGCCUGGGGACAAGGUCAUCUGCCUGGAGCGCGGCUACUAUGACACGUUCCUUCGCAGCCCGGUACACAAGUGCCUGAAGCUCGACGACAAUGCUGAUCUUGUGGAGAUGGCUACCGUUGGAAUCGCGCAUGGAACUGCAAUAUAUGCGCUAGACUAUCUGGCACAUUUGGAAGCCAACGAAACAGUGCUGAUUCAGGCCGCCACCGGUGGUUUGGGUCUCGCGGCCAUCCAAUAUGCCAAGUACGUGGGAGCCGAAAUCUACGCCACAGUGGGAACACAGCCAAAGAAGGACUAUCUCAUCUCUGAGUGCGGAAUCUCGGCCGAUCAUAUCUUCUGGUCCCGGACUCUGGAGUUCAAGGAUGAACUACUCAAACAAACACGAGGCCGCGGUGUCGACGUUGUCCUUUCAACCAUCUCUGGUCCCGGAUUCCACGAGAGCUUAAGAUGCCUAGCUCCAUGUGGAAGGCUUAUUGAUGUUGGGCGUGGAAAUGUCCUGGACAAGGGAAUAUGGGAUUGUAUGCUUUUGAUCGGAGCAUCAGCUUCUUUUCCUUUGACCUCAACUUUGUCCUGGAGGAGAAACCGAGGAUUGCUGAACGGCAAGAAUCCCAGUCAUUAUCUCAGUUAUAACGCAUCGAAGUCACUAAUAUGUGAAAACAGGCUUUUGACAUAUGCAGUAGAGCUCCUCCGAGAAGGCAAAAUCCACCCAAUUAGACUGGAUAACACAUUCCACAUCACCGAGAUGGAGAAGGCCCUUCGAUACUUUGGUCAGGGACAGCACAUUGGUAAGGUUGUGCUAACUUACGGCCCAACGUCGAACAAGGUCAAACUCAAGGGUGCUCGCCGACCUCGCGGCAUUAGCAGCAGCAACAGCUAUGUGCUCGCAGGGUGUCAUGGUGGGCUGGGCCACAGCAUGGCAGACGCCCUGAUUGAGCAUGGAGCCAAGAACCUUGUCUUCCUAGGUAGAUCAAGCGAGAGCAAGGCAGAAAUCGCUACCUUCUGUAAGCGAGCACGGGGAAAUGGCGUCAAUAUAGUGACUAUCCAAGGUGACGUCUCCAAGAUGGAAGAUGUUGAGCGAGCUGUGGCUCAGGCCAUCUCAAUGGGCCCACUGAAAGGAGUCGUACAUGCAGCUAUGGUGCUACAGGAUGCUUUCUUUGACUCCAUGACUCUGGAACAAUUCAACGCUGCCGUUCGUCCCAAGGUAAACGGCGCCCUAAAUCUCCACAAUGCCACCAUUAAUGUCAACGCGGAUCUUGAUUUCUUCUUCAUGACGAGCUCAACAGUCACAUACGUUGGCCACAUCUCGCAGUCCAACUACGCAGCAUCCAACGCGGUGCUGGACAACCUAGCACGGCAGCGCAUCCACAGUGGCCUACCAGCAGCGACAAUCUCACUGGGGCCGAUCAAAGGCGUGGGCACGCUGAACCGCAAGCCCGAGUAUGCCGAGAACCUGUUGCGGUCGGGACUGAUUGAAGCCGAAGAGUCGGAGUUUAUCCGGCACUUUAACCGCUUCACGCACCCGCAGCAUGAGUCAAGACACUUCGACAUCCUCACGCAGGGUCAUAUUCUCACUGGCGUCGAGUACUCCAAACACGAUCUCAGCCUGGUGCAGGUCACACGCAUAGAGCAAGAUCGCCGCUCAGCGCUGCUGGUCACAACCCUCGAGUCGCGCAAAGCUGCCGGCAGCAGCGGCGGCGUGAUAGCCGAUGCCAAUGGCGAUGACCUGCUGAUAUCUGACAUCCCCGACGACCGCGACAAGGCGGUUAUCGUGUUGGCAGAUGCUGUUGCACAGCGGCUGGCCAAGCUCAUGUUCAUCCCCAUUGAGGACAUCGAUAUCAGCCGGCCGUUCUCGCACUUUGGUCUCGAUAGCAUGUCCGGCAGCGAGCUGAUCCAUUGGCUGAGCCAGAAGUUUGGUGUUGGUAUGUCAUUUUUGCAACUUCUGGCUCCCUCGUGCACGCCAAAGAGUCUAGCAGGGACUAUCUUCAAUACCCUUAAGACAAAGGCCGCUGCGGCAGAUACUGCAGUACCAACUGCUAACGUAGAUGGCAUGACUCACGAAACUUCAAACGGAUCUCUUGGGUCUAAUGGCGUGAACGGCUCCACCAGUGUAAAUGGUUCUAAUGGCGUGGAUAGCAGUUCGGCUGGAUCUCAGAUGGAAAUGUUCUCUCAGUCAGUAAGAAGAGCAAUUACCCAUUCAAAGCCGGUCAUGCAUUCUUAUGUGUGCUCAGUCGUCAACAACAAAGGUGAACAACUCUAUGCACUGUCCGAGGGCACACUAUCACAAGAUUCCAAUACCAAAGUUGGCUUUGAUGCGGUAUACGGAAUGGCUUCUCUCAGCAAACUCAUGACCACAGUCGCAAUCAUGAUUUGUGUUGAACGCGGCCAGAUCUCCCUCGAUGACGAUGUAGCUCCGGUCCUCCCAGAUCUGUGUGCUCUCCCCGUUCUGGAUGGUGUCGAUUCGGAGGGCCAAUGCUUGAUAAAGCCCCGGACGAAGACCAUUACACUUCGAUUGCUGAUGAGCCAUCAAAGCGGGUGUGGCUACCAUUCAAGUCCUCCACUUGCGAGAUGGGCGAAACAAAAUGGCAAGACUAACAGCGUCUUUGACAAUGACUUUGAAGUCAUGAAGACAUACCCACUCCUCUUUGAGCCCGGAGAGGGCUGGAUGUACGGCUCUGGCACCGACUGGGCGGGUGAGGCUAUCGCGCGAAUCAACAAUACCACACUCGAGGAAUUCAUGAGAUCCAAUAUCUGGGAGCCACUAGGCAUGGCCUCGACGACCUUCCAUCCUGAGCUGCACUCAGGCAUGAUGGACCGCCUCAUCGCGAUGUACGAGCGCAAAGACGGCCAAGGUCUAGAGCGCGGUGCCUGGCUCUCACGCAUCCCAGCUCAGCAUGACUGCGGUGGCCACGGUCUGUGGUCAACACCGCGUGACUGGACGAAGUUCCUCAGCAUGGUGCUCGCGGACGGUGGAUCCAUCCUCUCAAAAGCCAGUAUCGAUGAGAUCUUCAAACCGCAGACCAUUGGGUCGAGUGGCCUUCAGGAGCUGCUGACGGGCCCGCUCCGCGCCUCCCUACGCUCUACGGUUGACAUGGAUGCCGGUCGCAUUGAGAUGGCGCUAGGCGGCCCACUGUAUAUGGAUGCCAUUCCUGGGAAACGCUCUGCAGGUACGCUGCAAUGGGCCGGUCGGCCAAAUCUUUUCUGGUGGAUUGACCGGGCCAAGGGUGUAGCGGCCGCAACAUUUACACAGGUUAUAUCACAGGCUGAUGCCAGAUUCGAGGAGUUGACCAGCGAGUUUGAAAUGGCGGUAUAUGCAGAGUUCACUUAA
Penicillium mononematosum is the source of this 9234-nucleotide messenger RNA. RefSeq lists its product as uncharacterized. Gene Ontology annotation, biological process: secondary metabolite biosynthetic process; fatty acid biosynthetic process. Bases 1 to 9234 code for a protein of 3077 amino acids. The transcript has 12 exons. The record is from RefSeq and is a predicted model, not a curated record. Lineage: Eukaryota; Fungi; Ascomycota; Eurotiomycetes; Eurotiales; Aspergillaceae. Gene Ontology annotation, molecular function: fatty acid synthase activity; phosphopantetheine binding; oxidoreductase activity.